AUGGGCUUCAAAUUGCCCAAAAGAGAGACUAUGGACGUACUCAACAUGUAUAAACCACGCUUCAUCAAUAACCCUGAUCUCCCACAGGACUACCUUUCAUUCAGGGAGAAAUCAGAGGUUCGCGUGCAGGAAGCGUUGAUACACAUCAUUGGCGAGACUCAUCCUCGAGAACACUACACACAGGACGAAUGUCGUGGUUUCUUCCGCGGCCCAACGGCUCUAGCAUACUUGCUACUCAGAAUCCACGCCAUAUAUCCCGAAAUAAAGAUUCGUGGGGAAUCCCCCCAGUAUUGGGCAAGUUCUUACCUCAGCGCCAAGCGCACCGGCGGCAAUUCGGCUUCAUGCGGCCUCGCGUGUGAAAGUGCGGCGUACUACGCUGUGGAAGCCAUGUUGGAUGAAACGAAAGCGCCAAGAUUUCGCGAUGAGCUAGGAAAGAUUGUUGAAGAGGAAGAACAUCCAUACGAGAUUCUCUUUGGGCUUACCGGACUACUUUACAUGAUUCGCGCUGUAGAAUUCUUCAAACCGGAGACAGCCUCUCUUUUGAUCACCCUCAAAGCUAGAAUAGUGGAUAAGACCCUGGCCGCCGGUCCAGCAUGGACCUUCCGUGGGAAGCGCUACAUUGGUGCCGUGCACGGCGACGUCGGUAUCUUGACUCAGCUCCUCCUAACAGAUCCGAGCUUGGCAACCAACUCUAUCGUGCGCAAGUCACUGCAGCGGCAGCUGCAGUUGCAGCAUGAAAGCGGAAACUGGCCCACGAGAGACCCUACACCAGAGUUUGAUCGCGUCUACCUCGAGCUUGUGCAAUUUUGUCACGGCGCACCUGGUUUUGUUUUAUCGCUGUUGCACCUCGAGCAAAUGCUUCCUGACAUGAAGGAGCAGAUUGGUAAUGCAAUCAUGCUGGGCAGAAAAUGCAUCUGGCAGGAGGGGCUGUUGAAAAAAGAACCUUGUCUGUGUCACGGCAUUCUAGGCAAUUCCCUGUAA
Messenger RNA from Colletotrichum spaethianum, 981 nucleotides. RefSeq names its product lanC-like protein GCR2. The transcript has 3 exons. Bases 1 to 981 code for a protein of 326 amino acids. The record is from RefSeq and is a predicted model, not a curated record. Lineage: Eukaryota; Fungi; Ascomycota; Sordariomycetes; Glomerellales; Glomerellaceae. Gene Ontology annotation, biological process: peptide modification; carbohydrate metabolic process. Gene Ontology annotation, cellular component: plasma membrane.